CAUUCUCUCAAGAAUGAAAAUGCUUCUGUUUGGUGUCUGGACCCUGCUGGCCUUGAUCCCUUGUCCAGGGACCACAGAAGGGCUGUUUCAAGUGUCUGUUUGGCCACACCAGGCUCUGGUGAGGUUUGGACGGUCCCUGACCAUCAAUUGCAGCACCACCUGCCCAGACCCCGGGCCCAGUGGAAUUGAGACCGUCUUAAAGAAAACCCAGCUGAGCAGAGGGCCUCAGUGGAAGCAGUUUCUCCUGGAGGACAUCACUGAGAACUCUGUCCUGCAAUGCUUCUUCUCUUGUGCGGGGGUCCAAAAGGACACAACGCUUGACAUCAUCAUGUACCAGCCGCCGGAGCAAGUGAUCCUGGACGUGCAGCCCGAGUGGGUAGCCAUGGAUGAGGUGUUCACUGUGAAGUGUCACGUGCCCAGUGUGGCACCCCUGCGGAGCCUCACCCUUACCCUCCUCCAGGGCGAGCAAGAGCUGCACAGAAAGGACUUCAUGAACUUCUCUGUGGCAGCCCAAAAAGCUGAGGUCAGCGUCAGUGUCCUAGCCCAGCGGGAGGAGGACAGGUGCGAUUUCUCCUGCCACGCAGACCUGGAUCUCAGCCCACAAGGUGGGGAGCUGUUUCGUGGCAGCUCAGCCACCAAAGAACUCCGGAUCUUUGAGUUCUCUCAGAAGCCCCAGAUCGGGGUACCUUCACUGCUGGAGGUUGGGAUGGCAGAGACUGUGAGCUGUGAGGUCCCUAGGGUGUUUCCAGCCCAGGAAGCUGUCUUCCGCAUGUUUCUAGAAGACCAGGAGCUGAGCCCUUUCUCCUCUUGGGAGGGAGAUGCAGCAUGGGCCAGCGCCACCGUUCGGGCCAUGGAGACGGGUGACCAGGAGCUGACCUGCGUUGUGUCUCUGGGUCCCACAGAGCAGAAAGCAAGGAAACCAGUGCACGUCUACAGUUUCCCUCCACCAGUUCUGGAGAUUGAAGAUGCUUACCCUCUGGCAGGGACAGAUGUUAAUGUCACCUGCUCAGGUCAUGUGUUAACAUCACCUAGCCCUACUCUUCAGCUUCAGGGAUCCCCAAACCGCUCUGCUCCUGGGGAGCCUGCCUGGCUUCUGUUUACUGCCAGGGAGGAAGAUGAUGGCCGAAAUCUCUCCUGUGAGGCCUCUUUGGAGGUACAGGGCCAGCGACUGGUCAAAACCACUGUGGUCCAGCUUCAUGUCUUAUAUAAGCCGAGGUUUGAGGAGUCCAGCUGUCCUGGCCACCAGGUAUGGGAGGAAGGGAUGGAUCAGAUGCUUGCCUGCGUCCCCGAGGGAAGCCCUGUCCCAGUGCUGGUGUGUCUGUGGAACGGGAUGAUCGUUGACCUUGAUGUACCUCAGAAGGCCACCCAGAACCUCACUGGGACCUACUGCUGCACAGCCACUAACCAGCUGGGCUCCGUCAGCAAAGACAUUGCUGUUGUUGUCCAAGGCCUGCCGGAAGGGAUCAUCUCCUCUACCAUCUUCAUCAUUGUCGUCUCCACCCCUGGCAUAGCUGUGAUCACCAUAGCACUAUAUCUGAACUACCAGCCCUGCAAAAGAACCCGGAGGAAGCGGGCACACAGGCAGAAAGAGCAGAGCAAAGACGAGGAAGGCCAGUUUGCAGAUAUACAGGCACAAGAAUGCAACUCACAUCACUACUUGGCUCGAGUGUGACGUCAGCUACUGGCAUUUUCUGGGGAGGGAAGAGUGGGCCAAGGAGGAUGGAAGAGACAGAAUGGGAGGCUGCUGUCCCCACACAGGCUUUCAGGGUCCCAUGUGGCUUGCAUCCAGUCCAUCUGGAGCUUGUCUCUCUCCCUUGAGUUUAUUCCAGUUUGGAGAAAUUUCAACCUGAUUGUUCCAACUGGUGGGAGAGCCUCUCACUCCUUACUUUGUAUUUCCCACUCCAACAGCAAAUGAGAAGGAUCACCGGAAAAAUCCUAGAAUACAUUGCUCAGGGUUUCCCAGUGAUAGGAACUUAUCUUGUAGUUUGGGCACAAGUCGUUAUACGGUAGGUAGCAGGAAAGUGGGCAGGAAUUAGAACUCUGUUCCCCUGUCCACAGUCCCCUGCUUCCCAAACAGUGCCUGAUGACAUGGGGGAGAGGUGCCAGCUGCUUAAGCUUUGC
Molecule: messenger RNA, 2121 nt
Organism: Acomys russatus (golden spiny mouse)
Lineage: Eukaryota; Metazoa; Chordata; Mammalia; Rodentia; Muridae
Product: intercellular adhesion molecule 5-like
Exons: 7
Coding region: 14-1672 (552 amino acids)
Biological process (GO): cell-cell adhesion
Cellular component (GO): membrane
Molecular function (GO): integrin binding
Source: RefSeq, a predicted model, not a curated record